This is a messenger RNA of Brugia malayi, 777 nucleotides long. Its product is annotated as tRNA (guanine-N(7)-)-methyltransferase, putative. Gene Ontology annotation, molecular function: tRNA (guanine(46)-N7)-methyltransferase activity. Gene Ontology annotation, biological process: tRNA methylation; RNA (guanine-N7)-methylation. The coding region runs from base 1 to 777 and encodes 258 amino acids. Gene Ontology annotation, cellular component: tRNA methyltransferase complex. The record is from RefSeq and is a predicted model, not a curated record. The transcript is spliced from 4 exons. NCBI's taxonomy places the organism in Eukaryota, Metazoa, Nematoda, Chromadorea, Rhabditida, Onchocercidae.
AUGGUUAGCACAGAAAAUAAAAUUGGAUUGUUUAAAAAUAAGGACGAUGAUAUAGAUGGUGAAGAAAUGCGAGAAUUGCCGCAGAAAAAGUUCUACCGACAAAGGGCUCAUGCAAAUCCGAUUAGUGACCAUGAAUUCGAUUACCCGGUUUUCCCCGAGCAGAUGGACUGGAAGAAAUAUUUCGGGGAUUUCAGUGAAGGACGUCAGGUAGAGUUUGCUGAUGUUGGUUGUGGCUAUGGUGGUUUGCUGAUUAAACUUUCUACUUUAUAUCCAGAAGCUCUGAUGGUUGGAUUGGAGAUUCGAGUGAAGGUUAGUGACUAUGUGCAAGACAAAAUUCAUGCGCUACGUUUGCGAGAACCAGGGAAUUACCGAAAUGUCGCAUGUCUCCGAACUAAUGCAAUGAAAUAUUUACCAAAUUAUUUCCGUCGACAUCAGCUCACAAAGAUGUUUUUCUUGUAUCCAGAUCCACAUUUUAAGAAAGCGAAACAUAAGUGGCGAAUCAUUACACCAACUCUACUAGCUGAAUAUGCUUAUGUUUUAAAACCAGGAGGACUGGUUUACACGAUAACGGAUGUUGAAGAAUUGCACAUUUGGAUGGUGAGGCAUCUCUCUGCUCAUCCUUUAUUUGAGCGUUUAACAGAUUUGGAAAUGAAAAUGGAUCCAGUUGUGGAAAUGCUUUAUGAUAGCACAGAGGAAGGACAAAAAGUAGCGCGUAACGAAGGAUCUAAAUGGUCUGCUGUAUUUAGGCGGUUACCUAACCCUGUCCUGUCGUCAUAA